ACUUGUACUAUCACACAUAAUGAGCUAGUUGAAAAUUUGGCAAGAGGCCAGCAAAGCAAAUUGAACUUGCAGGAGAAGCUUUUCAACGAGAAGGAUUGAAGUCAUCUUUACAAAAGUCGAGACAAGUUAGCUUGCAUUUACUGUAAUUUGAUGUGUGACUUGAUGUGAAGGGUGUGGAAGGAAAAAGAAGAAGAAAAAGGUGAAGAAAUAAAAGAAAAGGCCAUCGGCCAUUUGGUGUAGAAGAGAAGAGAAGAGAAGAGAGAAGAGAAGGGUAGUGGAAUUUGAAUGAGGGCAAAAGAUAAGAGGUUUUGGUGUGAAUAGUGAGGUUUUCUCUCCAAAAAAUAGAUAUAUACUGUCUAUUGGAGAUGCUCUUAGAAUUUUAACUCAAACAAGCUUAGUAGAAAACACUUGCCAAUGGCUUCCACCAGCAUUCAAACUGUGCCUACAUCUUUUCCCUCUAGUUCUAAACCCCAUCCAGAAUACGAUGUUUUCCUCAGUUUCAGAGGUGAAGACACCCGUAUUAUUUUUACCGAUCAUUUAUAUUAUGCCUUGACAGAUCAAGGGAUUAUCACCUUUAAGGAUGAUAAAGAACUUGAUAAGGGAAUGCCCAUUUCGCUGGAACUCUCGGAUGCAAUCGAGAAAUCAAGGGUGGCGGUCAUCAUUUUGUCUAAAAUGUAUGCAUCUUCCUCGUGGUGCUUGGAAGAACUUGCAAAGAUUGUUGAAUGCAUGGAGGAGGGAGGGUUGAUAAUUUUGCCCAUUUUCUACCAUGUGGAUCCUAGUCAUGUGCGGCAUCAGAGGGGCACUUUUGGAGAGGCGUUUGCUAAUCAUGAAGUAAAGAACCCAGAUAAGGUGCAGAAGUGGAGAUAUGCUUUAACAACUGUGGCCGAUCUCGCAGGACAUCAUUUAAAAGACGGGACCCCUGAGGCUGAGUUUAUCCGAAACACAAUUGUUCCCUGGAUAUAUUCGAAACUGAAGUAUAAAAGUCCAAAAGAUAUUGAAGGCAAUCUUGUUGGAAUAGCAUCUCGUGUUGAGGAAAUUAAUUCAUGUCUACAACUGGAGUUGACUCAUGAUGUUCUGUUUAUUGGGAUAAGUGGGAUAAGUGGAAUGGGCAAGUCAACUCUUGCACAAGUUGUUUUUGACAAGAUUCAUGAUCAAUUUGAUGCUAGCAGCUUUCUUAAAAUUUUGGGAGAGGAUUCUAUUGAAAAACCUGGUUUAUUGACUUUACAAGAACGACUCCUUUCUGACAUAUGUAGAAAAGAUAUUAGGCUAAGGAAUUUGUCCACGGGAAUCCAAGUGAUCAGCAAUAACCUGCGUAAUAAAAAGGUUCUUAUUGUUGUUGAUGAUGUGAGCAAAGAAAGCGAGUUAGAAAAUUUAGUAGGGAAGCCAGAUUCGAAUUGUUUACACCCAGGAAGUAGAGUCAUUGUAACAACUGAAAACAAACAUAUGUUGGCAAUAUGUGGAAUUGGAAGGGUAUGUAUGGCUAAAGGACUAAAUAAUGAUGAAGCUCUACGACUUUUUUGUCUGAAAGCCUUCCACAAACCUCAUUGUGAAAAUAAUUUCCUGGAUUUGUGCAACAAUUUUGUCUAUUAUGCUCAGGGCAUUCCUUUGGUUCUUGAAGUUUGGGGUUCCCAUUUGUGUAAAAGAACAAAAAAGGAAUGGGAAAGUGCUUGGAAUAAGCUAAAAGCUAUACCCCUUGGAAAAACUACUAAGAAACUUGGAAUAGCUGUUAAAGGAUUGGAGGAUUCGGAGAGAGAACUAUUUUUGGACAUAGCAUGUUUCUUCAUUGGAGAGGAUGAGAAUCGUGUAGCUGAUAUACUAGAAUCAGUUCACCACUUCCAAAUUGAUAAAUCCACUCUCAUGGACAGGUCUCUGAUUACUAUUGUAGGGGGGAAAUUGUGGACGCAUAAUUUAUUACAAGAAGUGGGUUGGGAAAUUAUUCGUGAGGAAUCAAAGAAGCCUGAAAAACGUAGUAGGUUGGGAUUUCCAGAUGUCCUGGAUGUAUUAAAGAGCAAUACUGGAACAAAACAUAUAAAAGGCAUUGUGCUAAAAGAACCUCCAGAUGAAGAAGAAGAAUCGAAUAAAUUGAAUGCUGAAUCAUUUUCAAAGAUGACUAAACUUAGAUUGCUCAAAUUUUGUAAGGUGCACCUUCCUUGUCUCAGUUUUCUUUCUAAUGAGUUACUUUUGUUGGAAUGGCAUGAUUAUCCUUUGCAAUCAUUGCCAAAGAAUUUUCAGCCGCGCAAACUCGUUGAACUCAUUAUGCAUCGCAGUUGUAUUCAGAAACUUCCAGGGGAAUUUAGGAACUUGUACAAGUUAAAGCUCAUUGAUUUGAGUGACUCUCAAAACUUAACCCAAACUCCAGACUUCUCUGGAUUCCCAAAUAUUGAGAGGCUGAAUUUCCAAGGUUGUACAAGAUUGCAUGAGUUGCAUCCAUCUGUUGGAGGUCUUAAGCAACUUAUUCAAUUAAAUCUAAAAGACUGUAAAUGUCUUGAGAACCUUCCACAUGAGCUCAACUUGGAAUCUCUUAAAAUUUUAAUUCUAUCUGGCUGUUCAAAACUCAAUAAGUUUCCAGAGAUUGGGAGCAACAUGACAAGCUUGUUGGUACUUUAUUUGGAUGGGACAGCCAUUGAAGAACUACCAUCAUCAAUCAAGCAUCUUACUUGCCUGGUUUUAUUGAAUCUUCAAGACUGCAAAAACCUUUUGUGUUUUCCGAGCAUCAUUUGCAGUUUGACAUCUCUUAAAUUUCUCACUCUAUCAGGAUGUAAGGGUCAACAGCCAAUUGAAGCUUUGCCAUACACCGGUCCUGAACCAGAACCCAGAAAUCCUGUUCCAGAGCCCAUCAAUCUGUUGUUGCCUAGCUCGUUCUCAGGAUUAGGCUCUUUAGUAUCUCUAGAUCUGAGUGACUGUAAUCUGUCGGAUGGAGAACUCCCUGAUGAUCUUAGCUGCUUGUCCUCACUAAAGUCUCUGAAUUUGAGCAAAAAUAAUUUUACAAACUUGCCUGAUAGCAUUUCUGAACUUUCUGAGCUCAAACUUAUUCUGUUGGAUCAUUGUAGCCAGCUUAAAUCGUUGCCGUAUCUUCCAUUAAGUACGCAAUAUGUUUCAGCACGAGGAUGUUCUUCGCUCGAAAAUUAUUCAAAUCAAGUUGUUGUUUGGACUUCGGGUGACACAGGAUUUACUUUUAUUAAUUGCCUUGGCUUGGCUGACGAUGAAGAAGGGAAAAUUGCUGAGAUUUCUUUACUGGAUAUACACUUCCAACCAUUAUGGCAAAGAUUCAUGGAGGAGCAAAUUCAUCAAAUUGAAGGCUUUUACAGUGUUGUUCCUCAAACUGAACUUCCAGAUUGGUUCAACCAUCAAAGUUCUAAGUCAUCUGUAGAUUCUGUACCAAUCCAACUACCUCCCAAUCUGUUUGAAAACAAAAGUUGGAAAGGAAUUGCUCUAUGUGUCAUUUUUGAAGUCAAGAAUCCGAAGGACGUUUCUCCUGGUCAGGAUUCAGAACACUUUCAUGAAUUUAUUUGUCGUUUGGACGUGGAUGGUGGCCUUAAAGAUUCCCGCUUAGUCUAUAAUAUCCCUAAGGAAAAAUUCCAUGGUGGUUCAUUUGGGCUUUGGCUAUUUAUAUCGCACGAGAGGUUCAGAGAAUAUUUAGAUGAACGGAGUUGCAUUAGUCCUUUGAUCAAAACCAACAGUCAGGAUAUUGAGAUUAAAAUGUGUGGUGCACGUGUUCUAUGUGAGACAGAUAUGGCAGAAUUUGUAGAAAAAUUAAGCCAAGCAACUUUGGGGAGCCCUGAUGAAAUCUGUCUACGGGAAGAAAGAUUCAUAACAUAUCAUAUGGGUAAUUCCCAUUACGUUGAUGAGGUUGAAUCCAGUCAGUCUAAAGGCCAAAAUGAGUCAAACCCCAGGCUGAAAACACAGUUCAAGUCACUGCUUUCAAAAUUGUAUCAGGUAGAUUUAGCACAAAGCCACUGUUAUGAUUAUGUCUUUCCUCAGAUUGCAAGACCACCAGACUGGUUCAGUAAUCAAAAUUUUGCGCCCUACAUAAAAAUGGAGUUGCCUCCAGAUUUGCAUGAUAAUUCAAGAUGGUUGGGGUUCACUGUAUAUGCUUCGUACACUAUUGGGAAGCAAGGAGAUCCUUUCGGUUACAAACAGGAUUCAACAAAUUCAACAAUUUUGCUUCGCUUUUCUAGUCUUUCAGCUAGUGAUGAAGUUUCUUUUACACCUUUCACGGCCUUUCCCCUCUCUAGAGACGUUUUUGAAGAGUCAUCACAACGACUUUUGGUAUUUUACAUACCACGCCUGCUUUUCGGAAUGAAUCGGUGCAGUCACAUUGGAGCUUUAUUUGAAAGCGAUAAUCCAGGUGUGCAAAUUGGAAUGUGUGGAAUCCGUCUUGUAUACGAGAAAAAUGUUGGAGAGUUUGUGCAAACACUUGUCCAGUAUAUGUUAGGGACUCCAGAGGUCUAUCAUCAAUCUAUUUACCUAAAUCUUAUACAUCAACUUGGAAAGCUGCGGGAAUGCAACCAUGGAGAAGAUUUUUGUUGCACUUUCACACCGGAAAGGAGGCCUCACGCCAUGCAUAUGCCAAAGCUUCUACCAAGUAAUGCUAUACAGGAGAAGAUACAAGAGAGGUAUACACCGGAAUUUCACCCUAAUGCAGUAGGCACUUCAAGAAACCCAGAUCGCUCACCGAUUUAUUUAGGCAUACCAUUUUUGAAUGGCCAAUGUGGAAGUAAGAUGUCAAGCAGCCUUGAAUCCUGGUUUAAGUCAUAUUUGCAGGACCAAUAUAACAACCGUGGCAUUUUCAAUCACUGUUUUCCUCAAAGUGAAAUCCCAGAGUGGUUCAGCCAUCAGAGUACAAAUAGACCCUCAGUGAGAAUUGAGCUACCUCCUAAUUCGUAUGACAAUCCUGAUUGGAUGGGAUUUGCAUUUUGUGCUGUUUUCUCAUUUCACAAGCAUCCUACCGCGGUUUGUAAUAACCUGAAUUCCGAAUUUACUCAUAUCUUCAGUUGUCAUUCGAAGACCAACUUGGGUUGUAUGAGUCCAUUAUUCUUCUAUGGAAUCCAUGAAGAUGACGUAUUAAUUUCAUUACAUCAACGUGCAUUUAUUUGGGUUUCAUUCCUACCACGUGGGAUCCUUUUACCUGAAUGGAGGCAAUGCACUUGGGUUGAAUUCUCAUUUCUAAGCGGUAGUCCAGAUGUGUCGCCGCUGAAGUGUGCAGUGGAUCUUUUAUACAAGCAAAAUUUGCAAGAGUUUACACGUACCAUGGUACAAUGCGUAAUCUCGUAUGUUGACUAUUUAUCUGUCAUCCGUGGCUCCUGUAAGAAGGCAGUAUAUAAAAGAUUGCCGUUUUAUCCUAGUGAUGAAUUCAAUGGCGGUGACGGCUUGUAUGAGGACCUUGACCGUCCAUGCUUGCCCAUUUCUCAGGGGGAGACAAGUGGAACUUCUAGCCAGUAUUCUUAUGAGAACUCACACUCUUGGGAACAAUUUUACAAAACUGGCGCGUUGGACUUUAAUCCAUGCACUUUGUAUAAUUUUUGUUUCCCUCCAAGUAAAAUUCACGAGUGGUUCAGUCAUAAGAAUCGUGGACAUUCAGUGACAAUUGACCUACCGUCAAAUUUGUACCAUGAUAAUAAUUGGAUGGGACUCAUUCUAUAUGCUUCUUUUUCACUCCACGGGGAUCCACAUAGCAUCUUGAAUUAUCUGGUUUCCGGAAUUCCUCACUUUCUAUAUUGUCAAUGCCGAACGAUUAUGGCUAAUGUGGGUGAUGAGACAAUUUCUUGCAGCACUACUAUAGACGAAAUCAUGUGGUUACUUAAUCUAGGUGAAUUCACUUGGAUAUCCUACGUACCAGUUGAGUUAUUUAAAAAUUUGUUGCAAUACUGCAACCACAUUGAGGCUUCAUUUGUAAGUGAUUGGCCAGGCGUGAUAGUUCAGAAAUGUGCAUUACAUCUUUUGUACCAGCAUGAUCAGGUACAAUUCGAGCAAGAACUAAGACACUGCAACGACUUGAUUUUAGAGCAGCAGGAGAUUGUUCGUAGAUAUACAGAGGAUUAUGAAAAGAAAAGAAAUGAACAAGGUGGUGUUGAUAAAAAAAAAAACUUUUCCACUAGCAACUAUGAAGUUCAAUUAGUUCCAAUAUUUAUUGAUCACUCAAAGACCAAUGAAACUAAGACUAAACUCGGCAAAAGUGACUUGCUGGACUUUGAUCAAUGCCGUGUCUAUAAUUCUUGUUUUCCUUUAUGUGAAAUUCCGGAGUGGUUUAGCCACCGGCGUGAUGAGCCUACAGUGACAAUCCCUUUACCUCCGAAUGUGUUCAAUGACAAUACUUGGAUGGGACUUGUUCUAUGUGCUUCUGUUGCAGUUGAAGCAAACCCAACUGCCAUCCUUGACAUUCAGAAUUCAGAAACUUCUUACAACCUCAUUUGUCAUUUGGAAACCAAUAUUGAAUGCGUGGAACCUCUCCAUGUCCAUCACAUAACUGUAGAAGAUCUCAAGUUGUUACAGCAAGGUGGAUUUAUUUGGCUGUCCUAUAUUCCACGUGGUACAUUUCAAGACUCGGUGAAUCAAUGCAGCCGGAUUGAGGCUACAGUUGCAAUUGAUUUUCCUGGGUUGGUGCAGAAGUGUGGAUUUCAUCUUCUUUACAAUUAUGAUGAGGAAAAAUUUAAGGAAACAAUAAGACAAUGCAUGGUCUUGUUCUCUAAUGAGCACGAGUUGGUUCCAAGACUUAUUUAUCAAUUGGAAACUAAUGAAACUAAGACUCAACUUGGCAAAAGUGACCUACCGGACUUUGAUCAAUGCUGUGUCUAUAAUUCUUGUUUUCCUCUAUGUGAAAUUCCAGAGUGGUUUAGCCACUGGAGUGAUGAGCCCCUGGUGACAAUCCCCUUACCUCCAAAUGUGUACAAUGACAGUACUUGGAUGGGACUUGUUCUAUGUGCUUCUGUUGCAGUUGAAGCAAACCCAACUGCCAUCCUUGACAUUCAGAAUUCAGAAACUUCUUACAAUCUUAUUUGUCAUUUGGAAACCAAUAUUGAAUGUGUGGAACCUCUCCAUGUCUAUCACAUAACUGAAAAAGAUCUCAAGUUGUUACAGCAAGGUGGAUUUAUCUGGCUGUCCUAUAUUCCACGUUGUUCAUUUAAAGACUUGGUGAAUCAAUGCAGCCGGAUUGAGGCUUCAGUUGCGACAGAUUGCCCUGGCUUGGUGCAAAAGUGUGGCUUCCAUCUUCUUUACAAACAUGAUGAGGUAGAGUUUCAGGAAACAAUAAGACAAUGCAUGGCCUUGUUCUCUAAUGAACAUGAGGUAAGUCCCAAAAAAUCUAGUAGCUCCAGUGAAGACCCUCAAUCUGAACCUGUUGAUCCAACCAUUCAUAAAGACAAGGGUAAGAGAGUUCUAGAGUACUAACAUCUAUCGGUCUGCUGCUUUUCAUCUUUGGGGACACCUCUUUUUUUUAUUCUUAAGCCAUUCUCUCUCCAAAUUUUCAGUUUUAAGUCUAUACGAAAAAUACCCAUAAUUGUAACUGCUUUGAUAAAGCAGAUGGGAAACAAUACUUGAACUAAUGCAGGAAUUUGGUUUGAGAACAUGAGUUCCUUGGAAUGCCAUUUUGUGGGAGUUGUUUUAUGUGGUUAGAUGAAGACAUAAUUUUAUCAAUAGUCCUAAUUUUAUUUGGAAUAU
Molecule: messenger RNA, 7656 nt
Organism: Quercus lobata
Lineage: Eukaryota; Viridiplantae; Streptophyta; Magnoliopsida; Fagales; Fagaceae
Exons: 11
Coding region: 415-7386 (2323 amino acids)
Biological process (GO): defense response; signal transduction
Molecular function (GO): protein binding; ADP binding
Source: RefSeq, a predicted model, not a curated record